Messenger RNA from Cyclopterus lumpus (lumpfish), 8522 nucleotides. RefSeq names its product AT rich interactive domain 1Aa (SWI-like) (gene arid1aa). Lineage: Eukaryota; Metazoa; Chordata; Actinopteri; Perciformes; Cyclopteridae. Gene Ontology annotation, molecular function: nucleosome binding; DNA binding. Gene Ontology annotation, biological process: positive regulation of DNA-templated transcription; chromatin remodeling; regulation of transcription by RNA polymerase II. Bases 340 to 7254 code for a protein of 2304 amino acids. Gene Ontology annotation, cellular component: nucleoplasm; brahma complex; SWI/SNF complex. The record is from RefSeq and is a predicted model, not a curated record. The transcript has 20 exons.
CCUCCGUGUGGCUCAGUAAAAUGGCUGUAUGUAGCGGAGCCUCGUGUUGGUUGGGUUUGCUCCCUGCUUCUACCCGGACUCAGUAACACAACUCCCACAACAAUUUCUGUCGCUUUUUUACGCAUUGUAUGGAGCGUCCAUCAUAUUUCUUACCCAUUUACGGAACCGGAACCGGGAUGGCAGCCGGAUUCGGUCCGGUAUAAGGGGUGGGAAUGAAUCGGCACAAGGAUACAUGGUUAUAAACAAUUAUUUAUAUUCAAUGCUAGCUUUUGAUUGUGACUGACUCGCCGAGAGAGGGAGAUAGAGGUGGUGAGGUGGUGGGGUGGGGGGGGGUAUAUCAUGGCCGCUCAGGUCGCCACUCUUAACACUAGCCCGCCUUCCGAACUCAAAAAACCCGAUCGAGACCCCAAGGAGGAGUCGGUACCGGGGGACAAGCAGUCAGACAAAAAGCAGCCGGGCUUGGACAGCGGAUCGCCGGGCCGGGGGGAUCUGCAGGACGGGGCCGACGGUGGAAAUGCAGGGGGAGGAGGGGAACCUGAGAUGAAGAACGGGAAUGGGAACCCGCCCAGGGCUAACAAUAAUAACCAGAAUGACUCCGUCGGACCGGAGGGGAAUAACCAUCCCGGUUUGGUGCAUCACCACGGCACCGCGUUUCCUCCCUCUUCCUACGGAUACAGUCAGCACUACAGUCGGGCCCCUUUUCAUCAACAUGGCGGACAACAAAGCCCUGGCAUGGCAGUUGCUGGUCCGGUCGUGCAGUCGAGCAAUAUGAUGGACCCGUAUCAACCCAAUUCCCACGAGCAUGGCUUUUCAAACCACCAGUUUAACAGCUACAACCCGUUCCCGAACAGGACGCCCUACCCCGGCCAAGCAUACGCCGUGAACUCUCCUCGCAGCAGCCAGGCGCCGACAGCUGGGGGGCAGCCAGCUAACGUGAAGCAGCAGCCGCCGCCACCAGCGGGAGGACCCGCGGCGAUGGCCGGCUCUUACAGUAACCAGAGAUAUAACAUUGGGAACCCUCAGCCUACAUCCACGCCGACACUCAAUAAGCUCCUGACCUCCCCUAGCUCGACGCGUGGAUAUCCGAACUACCCGUCUAAUGACUACAGCAGCCAGGACGGCGCGAGUAAGGGACCAGCAGACAUGGGCAGCAGCGGGCUGUACGGGGGGAGCAACCCGGGCUGGCAACAAAGAAGCCAUCACCCGUCGCCUUUGAGUCCGGGAAGUGCCGGGCAGCCGCUAGUUAGAAACCAGCCACCUGGUCCUAUGGACCCAAUGGGAAAAAUGAGAGGUCAACCAUACGGAGCAGGCAGUCCAUACAGUCAGCAGUCGCAGCAGGGGCCUCCCACGGCUCCACAACAGGGGCCCGGUUACCCUGGCCAGGGUUAUGGCCCUGCGGGUCCUCAGCGAUUCCCAGUGGGAAUGCAAGGACGGUCCCCUGGCGGCAUGAGUAGCAUGCCGUAUGGUCCACAGAUGGGAUCUUAUGGACAGCAGGGACCAGGAGGCUAUGUAUCUCAGGGCCAGGCACCAUAUUACAGCCAGCCUGGCCAGACUCCCCACCCAAGCCAGCAGCAAACUCCCUACUCCCAGCCCCCACCAGGACAACCGGGGGGCCAGACACCGUACCCAGGGCAAACACACCCUCCGCCGACUUCUGCUCCGCACACCCAGGGAGGACAACCCUAUCAGCAGCCCCAUAUGCCCCCGCAGUCUCAGGGGCCACUGCCAGGCCCAUCCCAAGGGUCGCCACAGUCUCAGCCCCCUUACUCCCAAGCCCCAGCCCCGCAAUCUGGCCAGUCUCUCUACGCCCAGCAGCAGGGUCCUCCCAGUCAGGCUCCGCAGCAGCCAAGUUCCCAGGAACCCCCCGGAUCACAGGUCCAGUCCAACUACCCAGGAUCCACACAGGGGCCUCAGCAGCCCCCCCCACAGCAACAGCAGACACAGUCUCAGCCUCCACAGCAGCCACCGGGACACAGCCAACACCCACAAGGCCAGCCUGCAGCAUACUCUCAGCAGCAGCAGCAGCAGCAGCAAGCACAACAGUCACCUUAUCAGCGCUUUCCUCCUCCACAACAGCAGGAGGUAUCCCAGGACUCAUUUCAGUCAAACGCCCCUCCAUCCACUCAGCCUAAGUCUGGCCCAGAGGACAGUCAAGGCCGCCCCUCCAGCCUUCCGGACCUGUCAGGCUCCAUUGAUGACCUGCCCACGGGCACAGAGGGCGCCCUGAGUCCUGGUGUGAGCACGUCAGGUGUGUCGAGCAGCCAGGGGGAGCAGAGUAACCAGGCUCAGUCACCCUUCUCUCCCCACACGUCUCCCCACCUGCCAGGCAUCCGAGGGCCCUCGCCGUCACCAGCUGGCUCUCCUGCCGGCGCCAGCACACCCCGCACGGGACCACUGUCGCCCGCCAACAUGCCAGUGACCCAGAUGCCUCCGAGGCCAUCAAGUGUGCAGUCAGAUGGGAGUCUACACCCGGCAAUGAGUCAGUCUCCUAUGGCCCAGGACAGAGGGUUCAUGCAGAGAAACCCACAGAUGCCCCCAUAUGGCUCCCCCCAGUCAGCCUCAGCACUAUCGCCGCGCCAGUCCUCGGGGGGACAGAUGCAUCCUGCGAUGGGUCCGUAUCAGCAGAACAACUCAAUGGGUGGCUAUGGACAACAGGGAGGACAAUAUGGCCCCCAAGGUUAUCCCCGGCAACCUGGCUAUGGCAACAUGCCCAACGCAAACUACACUGGGCCCGGCAUAGGCCCAAUAAACUCCAUGGGAGGACAGGGUGGGGGACCACCAUAUGCUGGCAUUCCCCCAGGAAGGAUGCCUCCUAAUCAAAUGGGAGCACGCCCCUAUGGCCCCAAUAUGGGUCCAAAUAUGGGCCCCAACAUGGCUCCGAACAUGACUCCGAACAUGGGUACCAUGCCACCCCAGUUAGGUUCAGGAAUGGGUCCUCCUCCGGGCAUGAACAGAAAGCCCCAGGACCCCAUUGUCAUGCAGCACCCUGCUGCCAACUCCAUGCACAGGAUGCCUGGUUUCCCCAACAUGUCUCCAGGCAUGAUGGGCGCCGGCCCACCCUAUGGCCCCCCCAUGAACAACAUGCCUGGAAUGAUGAACGCUCAAGGUGGAUCACCUUAUCCUAUGGGUCCAAACAUGGCCAAUAACUCAAGUGGUAUGGCCCCCAGUCCAGAGGUGAACAAUAAGAUGAGUAACAAAGUAGAUGGGAGUGGAACGCCGAAGCCAGAGCCCAAAUCGAAGAAGUCCAACUCUUCCACCACAACCAAUGAAAAGAUAACACGUUUGUAUGAGUUGGGACCAGAGCCGGAAAGGAAGAUGUGGGUGGACCGAUAUUUGUCCUUUAUUGAAGAGAAAGCUUUGGGCUUGACCAACCUGCCCGCUGUAGGGCGCAAACCCCUCGAUCUUUUCCGGCUCUAUAUGUCAGUCAAAGAGAUCGGAAGCAUGGCGCAGGUGAGUAAAAAUAAGAAAUGGCGUGAUCUGGCCACUUCCCUGAAUGUGGGUACAUCCAGCAGUGCUGCCAGUUCUUUGAAGAAACAGUACAUCCAGUGUCUCUACGCCUUUGAGUGCAAAAUUGAGCGCGGUGAGGACCCUCCUCCUGAGAUUUUUACGGACAACAAAAAGAACCAAGCUGCCAAGGUCCAGCCGCCCUCUCCAGCGUCCCUCUGCUCCACAGCCGGGUCAGGCUCUCUGCAGGGUCCUCAGACACCCCAGUCCACCAGCAGCUCCAUGGCCGAGGGGGGGGACCUAAAACCUCCCACCCCAGCCUCCACUCCUCAUACCCAGAUGCCCCCCAUGCCACCCGGGUCCAGGAGCAGCGUUAACCUGCAGGACCCCUUCUCUGAAGGAAGUGACCCUGCGUUCCCUCGGAAGAACAUGACGCCUAACUCGGCCUACCAGCCAGGCAUGAACACGCCAGACAUGCAAGGGCGCAUGGGCACCUACGAACCCAACAAGGAUCCCUUUGGUAACAUGCGGAAAGUCGGGGAGCACUUUCUACCUGCUAACCAAGGCCCUAACAGCGGGGCGGGUGAGCAGCAACCACCACCACAGCAGCAGCAGCCGCCACAGCAGCAGCCUCCAUUCAACAGAGGACCGCCUGGGCCCAUGGGCACGAUGCCAAUGGGGCCUAGACAGCAGUUUCCCUAUGUCCCAGGCUACGAAAGGAGAUCGGAGCAAGGAGUGGGCCCAGAGGGCAACAUGGGAGCCGGUGCCCCUCAGCCAAACCCGAUGAUACCUGCCAACGCCGACGCUGGGAUGUAUUCGCCAAAUCGCUUCCCGACACAGCAGCCACGGCAUGAUUCCUAUGGUAAUCAGUAUUCUGGACAGGGAACGCCCCCUACAGGCUCCUAUCCAAAUCAGCAGCCUGGAAUGUACCCACAACAACAACAACAGAGUUACAAGCGUCCUGUGGAAGGAGGUUAUCCUCCAUCAAAACGUCAUGAGACUGAGUACAGUGGGCCCUUCCAUGGUGGACAACCACCACCACCACCACCACCACCGCAGCAGCAACAACAACAGCAGCAGCAGCAACAAGGAGGUGCCCCGGCACCCUCUUCAGGACAGCAGGAGCCAUACAAUCAGUACAGCGGCAGUGGGCCCUUCCCUGGCUCUGAUCGCCGUCCACCUGGCCCAGGCAAUCAGUUUCCUUUUCCUUUCGGUCGUGAACGUAUGCCGGUACCGACGGGGCCCAACGCUCAGCCCAACAUGCCCCCUCAGAUGAUGCAGUCAGGCCCCGAGGGUCCUCAGGGAGGUAUGUGGCAGGGGCCGCGAGACAUGAACUAUCAGAACUACCCUAACCGGCCGGGUGGCCCCGGGGGCCCACCCCAAGGACCUGGUUACCCGGGCAUGAACCGCUCAGAGGAGAUGAUGUCGUCAGAACAGCGCAUGAAUCACGAUGGUCAGUGGGGGGGUCAGAUGGGCCCGCGGCAGCCUCCUUAUGGUCCAGCUGGGCCUGGGCAACCUAUGCCUCGUGCAGUACAGUCCACCUACCAGUCCCUUCAGGGUGUGCAGAACCACAUUCCACAGGUGCCCAGCCCGGCCUCCAUGCCCCGCCCCAUGGAUAGCAGAACAUCACCUAACAAAUCUCCCUAUAUGCACGGAGUAAUGAAGAUGCAGAAGGCCGGCCCUCCAGUUCCUGCCUCUCACAUAGUGCCCUCUCCGAUGCAGUCGCCUCUAAUAAGGCGAGACAUGCCUUUUCCCCCAGGCUCGAUAGAAGCGUCCCAUCCUGUCCUGAAACCACGCCGGAAACUCACCGUGAAAGAGAUCGGAACCCCGGAGGCCUGGAGAGUCAUGAUGUCAUUAAAGUCGGGUUUAUUGGCUGAGAGUACGUGGGCCUUAGAUACCAUCAAUAUCCUCCUGUAUGAUGACAACAGUAUUUCCACCUUUGAGCUCAACACGUUGCCUGGCCUACUGGAGUUGGUGGUUGAGUAUUUCAGACGCUGCCUCAUUGAAAUCUUUGGCAUUCUGCGGGAGUAUGAGGUGGGAGACCCUGGCCAGAGGACACUGCUGGAUCCCGAUGCCUUGAAACGAGACUUGGACAGCACGGAGGAAGAGAAACUGCGGGCCGAAGACAUGGAACAAGAGGAAGGAGAUGACGACGAAGAAGAGGAGGAACAAGAAACGGAGGGGCCAGCUCGUAUAAAAGAGGAGGAAGAGCAAGCGCAGUGCUCAAAGUCUCGGGGUCAAGAUGAGAAGACGGAAGAUGAGGAGAGGAAGAGCAAGGGUUCUUCCUCUGAGCAGACGGGCUCAUUGCAAUCCUUAUCUGCCCACAAGAGACCCAAACAGGCCAGCAAGUUUGACAAGUUCCCCCUCAAAGUGAUACGAAAGAAAGACCCAUUUACGAAUGGCCAGUCCAAUAAUCAUGGCAAAAUGCAAGAGUUCGACAGCGGGUUACUUCAUUGGAGCGCUGGAGGGGGAGACUCAACAGACCACAUCCAGACCCACUUUGAACCACGCAAAGACUUCGUGGAACCCCGAGAACGGAUAUGUGUGCCCGCAAGUCUGCUAAAGCGGCGAGUCCCAGAAGAAGUGUUUCUGGAAAAUGGUUUGCCAACUGAGGGAGAGAAAAAGAAGAAUCAAGAUGAAGAAGAGACAUCUCCCUCAGAGAAGGCCAGCGCCUCCCUCAGCAGUGAGGAGGAGAGGAAAACGGAUUCCGAGACGAAGACGGUUGAUCAAGUUGAUGACGGCCACCAGGAGAGUAACAGACCCAUUCCUUCCCCCGACAGUCUUUUUACCCAGCGGGCACAGCAGACUGGCGUCAUCCUGGAGGAUGAGCCUCACAGCAAAGACGAAGGGCCGCUCAUUGCACUGGCUAACUGGCAGGAUUCUUUAGCCCGCCGCUGUGUUUGUAUCUCCAAUAUUGUCCGUAGCCUCUCCUUUGUGCCAGGCAAUGACCACGAGAUGUCCAAACAUCCAGGGCUGCUGCUGCUGCUGGGACGCCUGAUCCUGCUCCACCACAGGCACCCUGAGCGCAAACAAGCGCCACUCACCUACGAGAAAGAUGAGGAUUCAGAAGAGGGAAUGGGCCAAAUGGAUGAAUGGUGGUGGGACUGCUUGGAGCUCCUGAGGGAGAACACACUGGUUACUUUGGCGAACAUCUCGGGCCAAUUGGACCUCUCCAUCUACCCCGAGAGCAUCUGCCUGCCUCUUUUGGAUGGUCUUCUCCACUGGGCUGUCUGCCCAUCAGCAGAGGCCCAGGACCCCUUCCCCACCGUAGGCCCCCACAGUGCUUUGUCACCUCAGAGACUGGUCCUGGAGACACUAAGCAAACUAAGCAUCCAAGACAACAAUGUGGACCUCAUCUUGGCCACUCCUCCAUUCAGUCGGUUGGAGAAGCUAUACGGGAACCUGGUGCGGCUGAUUGGAGACAGGAAGGUUGCGGUCUGCAGGGAGAUGGCGGUGGUCCUGCUGGCCAACCUGGCCCAGGGUGAUAAUGUGGCAGCCCGAGCAAUCGCUGUCCAGAAAGGAAGUGUGGGCAACUUGCUGGGCUUCUUGGAGGAUAGUCUUGCUGCCACACAGCUUCAGCAGAGCCAGAGCUCUCUACUACACCUACAGGGGAUGCACUUCGAGCCCACAAGCCCAGACAUGAUGCGGCGAGCUGCCCGGGCUCUGCAUGCCUUAGCCAAGGUGGAGGACAACCACUCGGAGUUCACACUACAAGAGUCCCGACUCCUUGACCUUUCAGUGUCUCCUCUAAUGAACUCGCUGGUUUCUCAUGUUAUCUGUGAUGUACUUUUUUUGAUUGGCCAGUCAUGACAGCUGUAGGGAGCCGUGGCUCCACAUUUUGGGGGGGUUUUAUCCCCAUUCCCCUCUUCCCUGGAAACCUGGCUUGUGUGUAACAGGGCAAGAAAAGUUCAAGUGACUGUCUUUAAUUUAUGAAAAUCCAUCUGACUCCAUUCUCUGAGCCCUCCCCAGGCCGUCCUUGCUCGAGGAGGGUAAUCACAGAGCUGUGGUGGAUUACAAACCAGAGAGAUGCCCGCAUAGUGACACUACUUGUAACAUGAAUGCCAACUGGAUGACACAGAGUAGAGAGCGCCACGUUUGGGAGACUGUUCUGCACUUGGGGGAAAAAGUACUUUUUAAUAAAGAUAAAUAAAUGAAUAAAUAAAUAAAUAGCUGAAAAACAAAAACUGUAACCAAAGUUGCUGUCUCGUUUACAGUGAGUUUGGGAGACACAGUGUGCCCUAGCUCUCCCCUCGAGGGCACAAUGAGUCUGUAACUGGUUGAAGUUCAGAGGUGAAGCAGACUGACAAGUGGCCUACUGGUUAUAGUUGCUGUAGUUGGAUUUUCACCCGUCAGCCCGACAGUAGACUAAGUGCUGUCAAUAGACACCUUCACCGGGGAGGCCUGUGCAGUGUGCAGUAGAUUGUAGGACAUUUUCUGUACCGUACUGCUCUUGAGUGUAAGCAUUCUGUAACACACGUUUCACACAGAAGCAGAAGAUGCAGCUCUUCGAGUUUUGAGGUCAUUUUAGUUUGGUGUUCAACAGAAAAUGGCUUUCUUCCCCAAAGUAUCAAGAACCUACAACACCCUUACCUCCUCUUAUCCCUUGAUUGUAUGAAUACCCUUAUGAAAAGAAAUCACCUCUUAGGACUGGUUUUCAACUUCAAAUACAGCUUUGCUGUGGUGUAUAUAUAAUGUUGUACAUUACACUUCCUUUCUCUGUGUCUGUCUCUGUCUGUGUCACUAUUCUCACACUUGUUAUUGGUGAGGGAUUGAGGCUGACGUGAGUUUGGUCCCCACUGAUUAGACCCACACCUCUGGUCUCCACAGCUCCGUAGUACGACAGACACGGCUUAAAACUUUUAUCUCCUGGUACAACAAAAAUAAACUAGAUGAAGUACACAUUUGACAAUUUUUCUUCAGUCAUGGAUUCUGCAUAUUUGUAUUUCAGACUAUGUAGCUAAGACAACAUGUAAAUUCCUCCCUUUUCCGUUUUUUGGCUCAAUGAAUAUCAUUUAUUCAGUAUGAAAUCUUUAUACUAUAUGUUCCACGUGGUAAGAAUAAAUGUACAUUAAAUCUUC